This is a messenger RNA of Sphenostylis stenocarpa, 462 nucleotides long. NCBI's taxonomy places the organism in Eukaryota, Viridiplantae, Streptophyta, Magnoliopsida, Fabales, Fabaceae. The record is from the annotation of a GenBank genome assembly.
AUGGAUAAGACUCCAAACUCUACAGAAGAAGCUCUAACAGGGAAGCUUCAAGAGAUUUUAGAUGAAUUUGACAAAGAAGAAAUUGAAAAGUUUUGUUUUCAAGAAGAAAAGGUAGAAGAGAUGGUGCAAGAGUUGUACAAAGAGAUAACAAUUUCUAUUAACCAUGAAAUAUCAAGUUCUCCUAUUUUUAUCCAUGAUGCCAAGAAUGAGAGCUGUGGAGUCUUGGUUUCAGGCUCAAAAGCAUCUACCAUGGCAGGGAUUGAGGUGGUUAGUUCCACAAGUAGGUUUCCAGUGAACAAAAAUAGGUUAGUGGAAGUGGUGGCUAUGGAUAAAGAGGAUAAUAGCAAAUCAUUGUUUAAGUUUAGAAAUGAGAAGAAUGAGAGGAAAAAAAACUUGUUUAAUGAUGAGGAUCAUUUAGAUUGUGAAUGGGUUGGACGAAUCCUUCAAAACUGGUGGUUUUGA